Molecule: messenger RNA, 992 nt
Organism: Panicum hallii
Lineage: Eukaryota; Viridiplantae; Streptophyta; Magnoliopsida; Poales; Poaceae
Product: SNF1-related protein kinase regulatory subunit beta-3
Exons: 4
Coding region: 16-666 (216 amino acids)
Molecular function (GO): protein binding
Source: RefSeq, a predicted model, not a curated record
CGACCUCGGCUCGGGAUGCUAUCGGGCUCCAGCAUCCAGCUUGAGGUGGCAGGCUCGCUCGAGCUCGGCUCAUUGACAGCCCUCCCCACUCAGGGCUCAGGGCUUCAGGCUCAUCUCUGUUUCUCCCCCCUUUCCCUUCUCUCUGACUCUCUGCUCCCUUGGUCUUCCUUCCCUGGCGGCGACGACUGGGCGAGCGGCGGCGCCAUUCGCCACGUCUUCGCCCACCCCUUUGCCGGCGACGAGUAUCCACCAUAUCCGGUGUACCGCCAGCAAGGAGGCCUCGCAAAUCGCAAUCCCCUCCGGAGCAACAAGGCAACAAGCUGUUGGAAUAUGGACCAACAUGGCAGGGAUGACCAUGAAGGGGUCCAUGUUGUUGGAUUUGAAGUCCCACCUUCACCGGAUGCUAGCUACAACAACCCUGUUCCUGGAAAUGAAGAUGAAGGUCGGGAGCCCCCAUUGGUCCCUCCUCAUCUCCAGCAUACGGUACUGAGCUUCCCACCAAGCCAAGAUGAAUCAAGCCCCCUACCUCAACCCCAGACCGUUGUGCUCAACCACCUUUACAUCGAGAAAGAGAACACAAGAUCCGUGGUUGCUCUGGGGAUCACACACCGGUUCAGGGCGAAGUUUGUGACAGUUGUUCUUUACAAGCCAGUGCUGAGGCGGUAGGGUGUGGCUAUUCUGUGCCUUGCUCCUGCUUCCAUUUCUCUGCUCAGGAAUGGUAAUUAAACACGCUUGGGUUGGGACCCACCGAAACAAAUAGAACCCCUCUCCUGUUGUAGUUGUGCAGAUUCUGCAUAAACAGAAGAAACCCCUGUUGUAGUCGGUGCAGAAACAUGCAAGAAACCUAGGCUGCCCGUCAUUUUCGAAUGAUUAGCCGUGUACUUAAUUGGCUGUUGGUGGUGGCAAUGAUGGUCCUGUUGUAGUUAUGAUCUGCGCAGCUUAACUCAGUGUUGUGUCGUUGACAAAAUAGUGAGAAUCUGUCUGGUGAUGUA